CUUCGAGCUGUAGCCCCCUCCACCGUCUCCUCUCCCUCUGAAAUAUUCUUACUGGGCUUGGUGGUCUGCUUUUGGUUUUCCCUCUGAAGGUCCAGAAAUGUCCGUGGUGUGUCUGGCAGACUUCGAGGCCCAUGCGCGGGAGCGUCUGUCCAAGUCCACUUGGGAUUAUAUCGAAGGUGGAGCUGGGGAAGGCUUCACCCUGGAGGACAACGUCGCGGCGUUUAAAAAAAUCCGCCUCCGGCCCCGGUACCUGAGAGAUGUGUCGCAGGUGGACACCCGAACCACCAUCCAAGGGGAGGAGAUCAGUGCCCCCGUUUGCAUCUCACCUACAGGCUUCCACUGCCUCGCCUGGCCUGACGGGGAGAUGAGCACAGCCAGAGCUGCCCAAGCGGCCGGCGUCUGCUACGUCACCAGCACGUAUGCGAGCUGUACCCUUGAAGACAUCGUCACCGCUGCCCCCAGAGGCUUCCGGUGGUUCCAACUCUAUGUGCAACCAGAUCGGGAGCUAAACAAACAGCUGGUCCAGAGGGUAGAAGCCUUGGGUUUCAGGGCUCUGGUAAUCACCGUGGAUGUGCCCAAACUCGGCAACAGGCGACAUGACAUCCGAAACCAACUGAACCUGAAGACGAACUUACUGCUGAAGGAUCUUCGGUCACCUAAGGAGAGAAACGCGACGCCCUAUCUGCAGAUGUCGCCCAUCAACUCAUCCUUCUGCUGGGAAGACCUCUCCUGGCUUCGGGGCGUAACGCGGCUGCCCAUCAUUCUUAAAGGGAUCUUGACCAAGGAGGACGCGGAGUUAGCUGUGAAGCACAAGGUCCAGGGCAUCAUGGUCUCCAACCACGGCGGGAGGCAGUUGGAUGACGUCCUCAGUGCAAUCGAUGCCUUGCCCGAAGUGGUGGCUGCCGUGAAGGGGAAGCUGGAAGUGUACCUGGACGGUGGGGUCCGGACGGGCAAUGACGUGCUGAAGGCUCUGGCCCUUGGGGCAAAGUGCGUCUUCCUGGGGAGGCCAAUCCUGUGGGGUCUCGCCUGCAAGGGUGAGCAUGGCGUCGGGGAAGUCUUGAACAUUUUGAAAGAUGAGCUCCACACCUCCAUGGCCCUCACGGGCUGCCGGUCCGUUGCUGAGAUCAACCAGGACCUGAUCCAGUUCUCCAGGUUGUAA
This is a messenger RNA of Miniopterus natalensis, 1159 nucleotides long. NCBI's taxonomy places the organism in Eukaryota, Metazoa, Chordata, Mammalia, Chiroptera, Miniopteridae. The record is from RefSeq and is a predicted model, not a curated record.